GCCAGGUCGCCGUCGGUGCAGCCGCCAUGAAUACCUCCCAGCCGGUUUCCGCGGCCAUAACUGGCGUCGAAUUCGGGUUUCUCUCUACCGAAGACGUACGGAAGCUGUCCGUCAAGCGCAUAACGAAUCCGACAACCUUCGAUUCCUUACUACACCCGGUGCCUGGCGGUUUACACGAUGCUGCCCUGGGAGCUUUUCUCGACAAUUCCUGCGCAACAUGCGGGUUGACAACCCACCUCGGCUGUCCGGGUCACUGCGGUCACAUCGAACUGCCCGUGCCUGUCUACCACCUCACCUUUUUGGACCAGCUGCUGCGCCUUCUACGUGGGAAAUGCAGCUAUUGCCAUCAUCUCAAGCUCUCCAGGGUUCAGGUUAACGAAUAUGUGUCGAAGCUUCGGCUAAUCAGGUGCGGGCUAGUGCAAGAAGCCGCAGAAAUGCACGAGCACGUCAACAUCAUGGCUGGGAAGGACAAGAAGAAAGUGGACCAGGAGGACUCGGAAUCGGACGACGAUGCUGACGGCAUUAUCGGCCAGCGCAACGACUACGUUAAGAGAGCCAUGAAGCGGGCCGGCAUAUCAAAAAGUGGUGCUCACCUGAUCAGGGCGAAGAACGAGACUGUCGGCGACGCCCGACGCGCCGUGAUCAAGGAACUCUUCGCUGAGAUGACCAAAGGCAAAAAGUGUCGGAACUGCGGAGGCAUAAACCCGACGUUCAGGAAGGACCGCGCGGUCAAAAUCUUCCGCAAAAACUUGUCUGGCAAGGAGAAGGCUUUGAUGGCUCAAGCCGAGAAGCGGUAUCAGAAUCCUCUUGAUAUUCUGGCAAAGAGGGAGCAAAAGGCGCAGAAGAAGCAUCUCCAUCCUGAUGAGGGUAUUGCAGAUACGGAGCCGGCGUCCUCUGAGGACGAGGAUGCGGAAAUGCUGGAUGCGCAGGUCGCGGAUGGGACAUUGGUCGCUUCCGAAACCAUGACCGGGUCAGCCAAAAAAUCGAAGACCUCGAAUGAGCUCCCUGACAACAUGCAAGAGUACAUCACACCAUUGGAGGCGAGAGCAGCCAUGAUCCUCCUAUUUGAGGCGGAGGCCGACCUUCUACGCCUGGUCUACAAUCCAUACGUGAAAUCCAAAUCUCGGUCAGAGGUGGGACCGGAUAUGUUCUUCAUGCACGUCGUCAUCGUUCCGCCGAACCGAUACAGGAUGGAGGAUCGGACUGGUGAUUCUAUUGCGGAAUCUCCGAAGAACUCGCUCUAUAAGAACAUCAUGAACGCAUGUGAUCAGAUGCGACAGAUCAGCAACGAAAUGAAAGGUCACGACAACGAAGCAGGCUACCGCCGUCGAGACUUCUCAGAUCUUCAAAACGCAUGGGUCAACCUUCAGGGCGUGGUGAACGCCCUGAUAGAUAGGGAUGCGAAUCCUGUACAAGGCCUAGCUGGAAGGUCAAACGCGGACGGCAUCAAGCAGAGUCUUGAAAAGAAGGAGGGUUUGUUUCGUAAGAAUAUGAUGGGCAAGCGGGUCAACUUCGCCGCCCGCAGUGUCAUCUCACCUGACCCCAACAUUGAGACCAACGAGAUUGGAGUACCUCCAGUUUUUGCCAAAAAGCUGACGUACCCGGAACCCGUCACGAACCACAACUUUUAUGAUCUGAAGGAGGCUGUGCUCAAUGGUCCCGACAAGUGGCCUGGAGCCGUAGCGAUUGAGAACGAACAUGGCCAGGUCAUCGCGCUGCGUAAGAAGAACUACGAGGAGCGCCAGGCGCUCGCCAACCAACUUCUUGCGCCUUCUAGCAUCAACGUGAACGGGUCCAGGAACAAGAAGGUCCAUCGUCAUCUGAAUAACGGUGACAUUGUGAUAAUGAAUCGGCAGCCGACGCUCCAUAAACCCUCCAUGAUGGCUCACCGCGCACGGGUGCUACCAGGCGAAAGAACCAUUCGCAUGCACUAUGCAAACUGCAAUACCUACAACGCAGAUUUUGACGGAGACGAGAUGAAUAUGCAUUUCCCUCAAAACGAGAUCGCCAGGGCGGAAGCCGCCACAGUCGCGGACACAGAUCAUCAGUAUCUUUCGGCGACAGCUGGGAAACCCCUACGAGGUCUUAUUCAGGAUCAUAUCUCCAUGGGCGUUUGGCUGACGAAUCGUGACACCUUCUUCACCAAGGAGGAGUAUCAUCAGCUUCUAUAUUCCUCCCUACGACCCGAAGAUGGGCACACCACUUCUGGAACGCUCCUCACUGUACUUCCUGCCAUUAUCAAACCCCGGCCGCUUUGGACUGGAAAGCAGAUUGUUUCAACUGUUCUAAAGAAUGUCCGGCCCGCAGAAUAUCCCGGCCUCACGAUGACCUCCAGGUGUCAAACGAGCUCCAAGCUGUGGGGCCCUAACUCGGAGGAGGGGGAUGUUAUAAUCAAGGAUGGCGAAUUCCUUUGUGGUAUCUUAGACAAGAGUCAGAUUGGUCCCGCUGGUGGCGGCCUUGUCAACGGUGUGUAUGAGACUUUUGGACACACCGUGGCUGGGCGCGUACUCAGUAUCAUGGGUCGCCUUCUCACCAAGCUGUUACAUAUGCGCGCAUUCUCCUGUGGGGUUGAAGACCUCAUCCUCACCGAAGAGGGAGAGCAGGCUCGUUUGCGGGAGCUCAAGGAAGCUGAGAAGGUCGGCUUCGAGGUGGCUUCAAAGUACGUCACAUUGGAUUCUCAAAAAAUAAACGGCAAUAGCCCCGAGCUCAAGAGGCGCUUGGAGUCUGUCCUGCGCGAUGAUCAGAAACAACAUGGACUUGAUCUGGUCACAAAUGCUGCGGUCGCUAAAAUUUCAACUGCGGUCACGCAGGCGUGCCUUCCCCACAAGCUCAUCAAGCUGUUUCCGAAAAACCAAAUGCAGACCAUGACUGGGUCCGGUGCCAAAGGAAGUAUGGUCAACGCCAAUCAGAUUUCAUGCAAUCUUGGACAACAGGUUCUGGAAGGUCGGCGUGUUCCCGUCAUGGUCAGCGGAAAGACAUUGCCCUGUUUCAAAGCGUUCGAGACCAGUGUUCGCGCUGGUGGCUACGUUGUGAACCGUUUCUUGACUGGCAUUCGCCCGCAGGAGUACUACUUCCAUACCAUGGCUGGUCGCGAGGGUCUUAUCGAUACUGCGGUCAAAACUUCCCGUUCCGGUUAUCUCCAGCGGUGUAUCAUCAAGGGCAUGGAAGGUCUCCGGGUUGAGUAUGACACCUCAGUUCGUGACUCAGAUGGCAGCAUGGUACAGUUCCUCUACGGCGAGGAUGGGCUGGAUCCAACGAAGCAGAAGUAUCUCAAUGACUUCAAAUUCCAGGCCGAGAACUUUAUGUCCAUGUUCCAAUCCCUUAACAUCGCUGAGGCGUAUGCCGAAGUCCAUAGUCCGGAAGCAGCGGAACACACCAAGGCUGCAUAUAAAAAGGUUCGCAAGACUAGAGAUAUCGCCGCCAUGGACCCGUCCCUUGCGCACUAUACUCCUGGACGCCACAGUGGAGCCACCUCGGAGAAGUUCUAUGCAGCGAAGAAAGAGUACAUCGAUAACAACCCAGACAAACUUCUAAAAAAGAAGAAGAGUGAUCCCGUCGGUCAGAUACUGCGCAAGACGUUCGAGUCCAUGCUUGACGUGAAAUAUCUCCGGUCCAUUGUUGAGCCUGGUGAAGCUGUCGGUGUUGUCGCUGGUCAGUCUAUCGGAGAACCCUCCACGCAGAUGACGCUCAACACCUUCCACUUGGCUGGUCACUCCGCGAAGAACGUCACGUUAGGUAUUCCCCGUCUUCGUGAAAUUGUCAUGACCGCAAGUGCGAAGAUAUCCACACCUGGUAUGACGAUGUAUCCGCAUGCAGAGUUGUCCAAGGCGGAUUGCGAAAGGUUUGCGAAGAGUAUUAGCCGGCUUCCACUAUCCGCGGUCCUCGAUAAAGUCACCAUCACAGAGAGAUUGGGUCCUGGUACUCUGUUCACGCAAGCCAGGACUUUUAAGGUUCGCUUAGACUUCUACCCCGCCAAGGAGUAUUGUGAGGAAUAUGCUAUCAAGGUUCGGGAUGUGGCCGAGGCGGUGGAGAAGAAAUUCUGUUUCCGUCUUCACAAGCUCAUCAAAACCGAUUUGAAGAAGAAAGCUGCCAAUCGAUCAUUGUCGAGUGCUUCUGCUACCAAAUCUGCAGCCGUGCCAACGAUUGGAGAGUCAGCUGGUACUAUCCAGCAGGUCAACAACAGCGCCGACACAGAGGGUAAUGAAGGCGGGUUGGAAGAUGAUGACAGUGAUGAAGGUGAGGGCGACGGCGACGCGACCUAUGCUAAGCAACGAGGCCGGCGCGAAGACAGUGUCGAAUUCGACGGACCAGACGAGGAAGAGAGGGAAUUGGCCGAUAGGCUUCGUCGCGAGGAAUCUCCGGAAUCUGAAGACGAGACUUAUGGCGGCAGCCCCAAGCCGUCUCGCGCCUCUACCCCUGACUCCGACAUGGAGGAUGAGGAUGCAGAACCGCUGAUUCCCAAAGAAGAGGGCUCCGAUGUGCGGCGUGAUCGCAUUCUCAAGAUGUGCACCGACAUCUCCGACUUCAGAUUCGACGACAAAGCCGGUAAUUACUGCGAGAUCACUUUUGAAUAUAGCGUCACGACUGCAAAAUUCCUCAUGCUACACCACGUCGAGGCAGCCGCCGAAUUCGCGACCAUUCACGUGAUUCCCGGCAUCAACUCUGCGCUCGUCUCCCAAGAAGACGGGAAGGAUGCUGAUGGCAACAAGACCAAGGUUCCCGUCAUCAUGACUGAGGGCGUCAACCUCAUCGCAAUGCGUGAAUUCGGUCACAUCAUCGAUACCAGCCGCCUUUUCACCAACGACAUUGUCGCCAUGCUUAACCUGUAUGGUGUUGAAGCUGCUCGGGCGACAAUCGUUCGCGAAAUGCAUGCCGUUUUCUCGGGUCACGGUAUUAGCGUAGAUAAUCGCCACCUGAAUCUCAUUGCGGAUACAAUGACCAAGGGUGGUGGCUUCACACCGUUCAAUCGUAACGGCAUGAAGGGCAGUGUGAGUCCCUUCAUGAAGAUGAGCUUCGAGACUACUGUGGGUUUCUUGAGAGACGCGGUUCUCGAGCGCGAUUGGGACGAGCUUAGGAAUCCUUCUGCCAGGAUUGUGGUGGGUAGGUUAAGCAACGUGGGCACGGGCUCGUUCGAUGUGCUCGCCCCGGUGAGGGUUGUGGAUCCGUUGAAGGGAGGGAAGGAAGCGAGCGGUGAUGUGGAGGACUCGGUUGAGAUGAUGGAUGUUGAUGCUGUGGAGGAUGAUGGGCUCGAUGGUCAGCCUGCUCCUGCAUCGCAGACAGCCGUUGAAGAGCCUGAUGUGAAGCUCGUUGUGGAUGUGGAGGAAAGCAGUCCGAAGAAGGGAAAGAAAGACAAGAAGGAGAAGAAGGAAAAAAAGCAUAGGCGGGGUUCCGAUUAGGAUUCUUUUCAAGGGUCAAUGCCUAUUGAGGGCGCACAUGAGACGGUUCCUGGUUUCCGGCAUUAUACCAUCGUGCAGCCUGCAUGUAAAACUUCUAGACGAGGAAACUUCAAUGACAGCUUUUUCCUUCCCUGCGCGCUCAAUGAUGGCCGACAUAGACUUCGGCUCCUCAUGGAGGCUGCCUUGGGACAUCAUGAAUAAGAGACACGACCUCUGUGAUUUCCAGUAAGUGACAACAAUUUACCAUGG
Molecule: messenger RNA, 5645 nt
Organism: Westerdykella ornata
Lineage: Eukaryota; Fungi; Ascomycota; Dothideomycetes; Pleosporales; Sporormiaceae
Product: DNA-directed RNA polymeras-like protein I subunit
Exons: 3
Coding region: 27-5396 (1789 amino acids)
Biological process (GO): DNA-templated transcription
Cellular component (GO): RNA polymerase I complex
Molecular function (GO): DNA-directed RNA polymerase activity; DNA binding
Source: RefSeq, a predicted model, not a curated record